AACAUUAGUCAUCUCCCUGGUUUUAAUUGUCUUGUUAGGUGGCAGUAUGCACCUAUUUGGUUGGUUCGCAACCCACUGAAGAAGAAGGUGCAGUAAGAAUCGGAAACUACGUCACCGCAGGGUAAAGCUACUUCCGCUACGGGUUUGCGGCUAUUGCUUUAGUUUGCAUUUGCCUCUAAUAAUGCUUCUUGCAUCUUCUGUAUGGUCUGUUUUCCUACAUGUCACAACAUGAUAUACACAGAAAUUAUUUAACAUCUUUUUCCGAGUGAUUCAGUUAGUCAGGCCGCAGUCUAUAUUCAUUCAACCAUCUCUCUCCUCUCAUCACCGUAUCAUGGGAAAUACAUUUUAAAAAGCUAUAUAUACUCCCAGCACAGAUGCAAAAAUACAAAUAAAAUAUGUCUAACUGAACCUCGUAUGAAAUUCCCCAAAAAUUAAAUGCAGUUCAAGUAAUCAAAAUUAGUAAUGAAAACAAUAUUGUCAUGUUUACAUUUUAUUUACCUAUUUUCAUAAAUUAUAUACAAUGAACAGUAACCCCGCCAUCCCAAUGAAAGAUCAACAGACAGCAAUAAGAACUGUGCAAUAAACGAUGUAUUUUAUACUUAUAAUAACAACAACGUGUACAUAACGUGGCAUAAGCACUACAUCAAAUAUUACAGUGCAGGUUUACAGACUUUAGGACGAUGAUCAGCAGCCAUAACAGAUUAACAGAGUAAGAAUAUUAGCUACAUUUAUCCAAAAAAAAUAAAAUAAAAAAAAGAAAGAAAGAAAAAAAAAGAAAAAUGAAAAAAGAGGAGAAAAAAAAAUUCUUACAAAGAAACGGUCAGGAAAUUUCUAUUUUUCCUGAACAUUUCAGUAAUGGUUCCAUUCUUGUAUUUAUAAGGAUGAUAAAAUGACAAUUAAAAAAAAAAUCUUGUUUGGGCAUUUGAGCCGUGUGCUAUUUAAAAAAAAAGAAAAAAAGAUGCACCUGUGUAUCUGAGCUGGAUUGGCUUCAUGAAAUGAAAAGCACAGAGUUUAAUCCCGAAUGCCCACUCGAACAUUAACUUUAUCCCACUCAGUUUUAUGACUGUGUUAAAAGCAUGUGAAUGAGAUGUAAUAUUGGAGAGAGAUGAUGACAAAAGUGUCCCUGUUUAUGAAAGUGUCCAUGGUGCGAGCGAUCAGAUGCGCUGCUUCUCAUUCUGUUCAGGGAGUGGAGCAAGCUGCCGAUUGUUCUCCGCACACAACAUGCUCUUUUCACUUGCGAUAAUGCAGAGCUGACCCAAACAUAUGACACAGAGAACGAAAUGACAGCGAAUUCACAAGUUAUUUAUUACCGGUGUAGUCUAGGGCUAUUAGCAGCUCGAAUUUCUCACUGAAUAUGCUGGAUUCUGUCACGUUAUGGCUUCCUCAGAGUUGUCAGAAUGUUCUUUUACCAUAAUCAAGCUCGUAACUAGAGCUCUGUAGAGUCGACAACAAAGCAAAAAGUCAGAUCAAACAUUCACACGCCAUUUAAUUUGUGUGAAGGCUUUGAUUUCUGCAGAUCUUACGUUUCAAAGGCCGUUGUUGAUACCGGAAGUAAGUUUACCCUGCGAGGGGCACCCACGGAAGCGAGAAAGGCGGAAGUGUGAAAAAGGUCUAUUUCAUCCAGUGCUAAGUCGCUUUGUCCUGGUUCAGCCACGAGAGGGAUUCACCUCUAGUCUCAACAAGACCUCUUCUACAGCUCAUCGUCAAAGAUUAACUAGAUGAUAGAAUAGACACCAAAAGGCAAAGGUUUCUUCAUAAUGGAGCAAAGUUUGCCAUCUGUGCUGUCCCUCAUGCAAACAAACUCUGAAGAUAAAAUGAGCAGUACGCUUCCUUCCAAUAAUCAAGAACCAGUUUCAUUGCACUGUGUGAGUGGAUUCUUAAAAGGGGAAAAUGACACAUUGACAAAUACAGUGAUAAUACAAUCAGAGUUCAGUCAGUCAUACAUUCCCCAAACACAAGUAAAAAUGGAAUAUGAUCAAGAUGCCUCUUCAUUGGUUGAUGUGAACAUAAUAGAAAUGUCCCCUCAUUCUCAUGGUGGUGCGACAGAGGAGUUCCUGGACCUUGGUUUACAAGUUAUGAAGGAAGUGCCUGAUGAUGUAACAACUGGUCUAAUACCUCCAGUUGAGAUGGAUGAUGAGUUUGAAAGGAACACUCUUGCUUUUUCUGAUAAACCUCUGAACAGAAGAAAAAAAGUAGCAGAAAGAAGUGCUGCAUCCAGAAAAAGAAAAACAACUGAGAUAAAUUGUGAUGCAUCAAUCCAAGGAAUGAAAUGUUCAACAGAGCAGUUGUUGUCUGUGGUGCACAGAAUUGUUGAAAGAAAUACAGCUGAGCUUUUGGGAACAGUUGGAGAAGAAUAUGAAUCCAUCGCCUCCCCAGAUUCAGAAUCUGAGCUCUCCGACAGUGAUGGCCCAGAAUGUAGCAGUUCCGCAGAUGUGACAGUGGGUCAGGAAAUAGUGGGAGCAGUUGGCAGUACAACGGACUUUGAGUACUCCUCUGCAGAAUCCUGUGAUGAAGAGAGCAAAGAUCACUUGAGUCGACAGAGCAAUAGUGAAUCUUAUUGGAGUAAAGAUCCUCCUCCUCAAAGUGAAACCAGAAGCUCUACAUCAAGGAGCUGUCCAGGACACGCACUAGGACCAUCAGUAGUAACACCUAAAGAUGCCUGGGAACUUUUCAUCAGUGAAAACAUCAUUGAUGAGAUCCUUCGAUGCACCAACUUGGAAGGACAAAGAGCAGCAUCAGCAAAAGGUAAAUUGUGGAAAGAGGUCACUAAAGAAGAGCUAAAAGCCUUUAUUGGUCUGACACUCCUUAUCGGUAUGGAGAAAAGUGAGGAUGUCCCAACACAGGAGCUGUUUCUGGAUCCAUUACAGAACCCACUUUAUAAAGCUACCAUGUCGGGCGGACGAUUUGAGGACAUUGGCAGAUACCUGCGAUUUGAUGACAAGAGAACCAGAGUAGAAAGAGAGACAUCCGACACAUUGGCAGCCUUCAGAUAUGUGUGGGAUCUGUUCCUAAUCAACUGUAGAGAAAGGUUCAUCCCUAGUGAUUGUGUCACUGUUGGUGAACAGCUUGUGUUAUUCAGGGGCAGGUGCAAGUUUCUGCAAUUCAAGCCAGGUCCGCCUGCCAAAUAUGGCAUAAAAAUCUUUUGGAUGUGUGAUGCCAGAGUCCCAUAUGCUAUUGACGCUGUCAUCUACAUAGGAAGACUGCCAGGAGAGGUGAACCCUGCAGAGAACACUGUCCUAAAGUUGUCCAGUGGACUCCAGGAAACGGGUCUCAACAUUACAAUGGGCAACUACUUUACCAGUGUCCCUCUGGCAGAGAAGCUUCUUGAGAGAAAUUUGACCAUGGUUGGAACCCUUCACCAUAAUAAUCCAGAUGUUCCACCAGUCAUGUGGCCAUCCAAGUUACGAGCACUUUAUAGCUCUGAGUUUGGUUUUUGUGGCAACAUGUCCAUGGUGAGCUAUGUGCCGCAGUUAAAAAAGGCAAAGAUCCUGUUAAGCACCAUGCAUACCAGCAAAGCGCUGGAUAAAACAAGUGCUAAGAACAAGCCAGAGGUCAUCCAGUACUACAACCUCACCAAAGGAGGAGUCGACAGUGUUGACCAAAUGACCCGGAAUUAUACCUGCAGACGCAAAACAGGGAGAUGGCCCACAUUGCUGUGGUAUAAUAUGUUGGAUGUUGCUGUUGUAAACUCCUACUCCAUUUUUAUUGCUCAGCACCCCAACUUCUUGUCAAGUGGUCAUAGCAUGCAGAGGUUGUUCAUGAAGGAACUGGUGAAAGAGCUUGUAAUGCCUCAAAUGCAUAGGCGUUGCGAAGAAACCCCAAAGUUACCCAAGACCAUCCUUGAGGCCAUGAAAAUAUGUGGGGUAGUAAAAUCAUGGCCAGGUAUAACCAGUCAGCUCCAAGAACAGAGCGACCUGCGGAAAAACAGAAAGAGAUGUUCUUACUGUCGAGCUACAAGAGACAGAAAAGUGAGCACAACCUGUUCUCAUUGCAGUGCCCCUGUCUGUAAAGACCACAGUGGCAUGUUGGUGAUUUGCUGCCAAUGCAUGCACUAAGAUCCACACACAGACGUAGUUCAGUGUUUCAACGUUUGUGUAGGUUCUGUACUGUUAGACUAUAAUACUGACAUGUUAGAUUUAAAAGUAAUGUAUUUGAAUCUUGUUCUGAAAGAUUUAAAUGGUUAUUGUAAAAAUUGUUUAUUUGAUUAUAUACAAGAAAUUGUAAAAGGCAGUUUUAGGAAUAAUAUGCAUCUUAUUGAAUUCCAAAUACAUUCUUGGGGUACAAUUAACUAUGCAUUUUAGGGUUAAGAUCCAUUAGGUGAAUGAAGUUUUAGAAAGUGGUGCAGAGGAUGAGUAUCUUAACACCACAAGGUGGAGCACAAAUCAGUUUGCCACUGAAUACUGUAGAUACCACAGGUGAGUCAAUCAAACAUUGAAAUGCUUAUGAAUCCAUUAGGACAUGUCAAAACCCUCCUGCUUUCGACUGGUUUUGCAAAAUGCAGCCUUUUUUUAUUCUGGGUUUAUUUUUUAAUGUAUUUAUUUGUUUUAUGUUUUAUUAUUACCUACUCAAUUUCAUCAUAAAAUCAGUUGGAUACAUUACAAAUGUUCAUUCUUCCACUUUCUUCUUUAUUCUCUUUAGGAGUUUUUAGCCUUCUUGAGCACAUGACUAGGAAAUAUGGGGCAUUUCCCUGGGAUCUGUUUGUGGGGUUACCACUCAAGAAUCUCACCCCUGUUGCUAAACAAACAAAGCCAUUUGCUUACAUCAGCCUAUUGGCUUCUUUAAUGUGUUUUGUUUCACAUAUACUUCUGUGUAUUUAAGGGAUAGCUACAGCCAUGUGGACUGGUGUUAAUCAAAUAAUAUUUUCCAGGGGGAGAUUUUUAAGGUGUUUUGAUGAUUUUCUCUAUGCCAAUAUUAGGAGUACAACACUUGACAGUGUUUUCUUUUAUUUAAUUAAUAUAUUGGUAUACAACCCAAAUUUAAUUUUUGAAAUAGAUUGUGCAGUACAGUUUCUUU
This is a messenger RNA of Myxocyprinus asiaticus (Chinese sucker), 5013 nucleotides long. RefSeq lists its product as uncharacterized. The record is from RefSeq and is a predicted model, not a curated record. NCBI's taxonomy places the organism in Eukaryota, Metazoa, Chordata, Actinopteri, Cypriniformes, Catostomidae. The transcript is spliced from 4 exons. Bases 1758 to 4055 code for a protein of 765 amino acids.